AGAUGCUGCGUGGGCCAAUAGGGAAGAGCCUCAUUUUGGAGGUAGUAGGCUGGUGCUAGCCGGGUAGCUAGUUUGCUAACGAGAAAGAAGAUGGAUUCUCCAAUACUGGAACCUUCCCUGCACACAGUCAAAGCUGUACUGAUCCUGGACAACGAUGGAGACAGGCUUUAUGCCAAGUAUUAUGACGACACAUAUCCGACAGUGAAGGAGCAGAAAGCUUUUGAGAAGAACAUAUUUAACAAGACUCACCGGACAGACAGUGAGAUAGCAUUACUGGAGGGCCUGACUGUUGUGUACAAGAGCAAUAUUGACCUGUUCUUUUAUGUGAUUGGAAGCUCACAUGAAAAUGAGCUGAUGCUUAUGGCUGUUCUAAAUUGCCUAUUUGAUUCCCUCAGUCAGAUGUUGAGAAAAAAUGUCGAGAGGAGAGCUUUGUUGGAGAAUAUGGAGGGACUCUUCUUGGCUGUGGAUGAAAUCGUGGAUGGAGGGGUGAUCUUAGAGAGUGACCCACAGCAAGUUGUGCACCGUGUGGCUCUCAGAGGCGAUGAUGUACCUUUGACAGAGCAGACAGUCACCCAGGUGCUUCAGUCUGCAAAAGAACAGAUCAAGUGGUCACUUCUCCGAUAGUUGUCUUCACGCCAGCGUAACCAGUGAGCUGCUGCUCGGCACAGACCACAUGGCACUGAUCUCCUCACCUAGCCUACAUUUGAGUCGAAGCUGUAGCAGUGCAAACGGCUGAUCAAGUCACACUUUCGGACUUCUUCUUUCUGAAGUUUCCUUUUUUCAUAAUUUUUCUGUUGUCUUUUUGCUCUGUUUUUAUUAUCAAAGAGGCUAAAAUGUGUACAUUCCAGUAAUGACUGGCCUGUUUUGUUGAUUACUUU
This is a messenger RNA of Poecilia latipinna (sailfin molly), 878 nucleotides long. RefSeq names its product COPI coat complex subunit zeta 1 (gene copz1). The coding region runs from base 91 to 624 and encodes 177 amino acids. Gene Ontology annotation, biological process: intra-Golgi vesicle-mediated transport; retrograde vesicle-mediated transport, Golgi to endoplasmic reticulum; intracellular protein transport. Gene Ontology annotation, cellular component: COPI vesicle coat. NCBI's taxonomy places the organism in Eukaryota, Metazoa, Chordata, Actinopteri, Cyprinodontiformes, Poeciliidae. The record is from RefSeq and is a predicted model, not a curated record. The transcript has 9 exons.